UCUGACGAGCUGAAACGUAGGACAGUAACUUUGAAGUCGGAAUCAACAUGCAGUGAAUUCAAUUUCCAGCAUGGACUGGUAACAAUAGUUGUGUUCGAUAUCGUUGGGUAUACGUCACAGUGCCGCGACAAUCCCUUCAUGUGUGGACUCAAUGGCAGUUUUUCAUGUUUGUCUAUAUAUUUUAGAUUUAGAUUUUCAUUUGAUGAUUUAUUCUUUACUGCAGCUCAUCAUUUGAUCUCGGAGCUUUAUGCGGACAUCAUUUGAUUAUGUUGGCCUCAGCUGCUGGAGGGUGAAACAGGGUCGGCACUCGGCAGGCACCAUCAGCGACCCCACACCCACCACUGAAACCACUCAUUGUUCACACACUGGUGGUCAUCCGUGCUUUUGGGGAGGACAUAUUAAACAAGUCUGUGGUUUUCAUUACCAUUUUAAUAAUGAGUAGCCUAUUCAGUGCCUAAAUGCUAUAAAGAUUAAUAAAGUCAAAGUGUGGUACCUUCCUAUCAUUCGUAUCUUAGUAAUAUAUUAAUAAUAGAGUAUUUAUAUAUAUGAGGUUCUGUACCGUGAAUGAUUUGGAUCGUAGAGUGCGCCUCCAUUUAUUACAACGCUUCUUAUUUGUCGCUGAAGCGGCAUGUCUUGAACCGUGCCGCAGCUAACGACGCGACAUGACGACGCGACAUAACGACACGACACGAUAUAUCCACACGACAUUAACUCAACACGACACAACUGAACGACGUGACGCAACUACGCGAAACAACGACGCGACAUAACGACGAUAAAGACCCGCAUCAGCAUUAUGAAAGCGUUAAACUCGUUGGGAGCGACUCCCUCUUUCCAACCCCUGUUUUUAUGAGUUUUUUAACGUCCGCCUCUUAAUUGAUCGUCCACGCACAUGGUGUAGGACAACUUCUCCAAAACCCUCCCCCCACCCCGCUGGGUUGGACUGCUCUCCGCCUGAAGAGGAGCGCACAGCGCGGGAGAAGAGAUGGAGAUGCUGCUCCUCUUCUUCCCCCUCUUCGUUCUCUCCUCCGCAAGGGCCGGUCCGGGGAACCCUAACGCGGAGGAGCGGCUGAUCAACUACCUGCUGGCCCCCGAGCGCUACAACAAGAUGAUCCGGCCGGCCGUCAACAAGAGCCAGCAGGUCACCAUCUCCAUCCAGGUGUCCCUCUCGCAGCUCAUCAGCGUGAAUGAGAGAGAGCAGAUCAUGACGACCAAUCUGUGGCUGUUUCAGGAGUGGAAUGACUACAGGCUGAGUUGGGACCCAGAGAAAUAUGAAGGCCUCAAAAAGCUGCGCAUUCCUGCCAAGAUGAUCUGGCUCCCGGAUAUUGUGCUCUACAACAAUGCGGACGGCGUUUACGAGGUCUCCUACUGCAACACGGUGGUCUCCCACACCGGCUACAUCUUCUGGCUGCCGCCCGCCAUCUACAAGUCGGCGUGCGCCAUCCAGGUGCGCGACUUCCCCUUCGACCGGCAGAACUGCACGCUCAAGUUCCGCUCCUGGACCUACGACCGCACGGAGAUGGACCUGGCGCUGAUCAGUGACACGGCCAGCCGCGACGACUUCACGCCCAGCGGCGAGUGGGACAUCGUGUCGCUGCCCGCCCGCAAGAACGAGGACCCCCGCGACGCCGCCUACCUGGACAUCACCUACGACUUCAUCAUCCGCCGCAAGCCGCUGUUCUACACCAUCAACCUGAUCAUCCCAUGCGUGCUCAUCACCUCGCUGGCCAUCCUGGUCUUCUACCUGCCGUCCGACUGCGGCGAGAAGAUCGCGCUGUGCAUCUCCGUGCUGCUGGCGCUCACCGUGUUCCUGCUGCUCAUCUCCAAGAUCGUGCCGCCCACCUCGCUGGCUGUACCGCUCGUAGGUAAGUACCUGAUGUUCGCCAUGGUGCUGGUGACCUUCUCCAUCGUGACCAGUGUGUGUGUGCUCAACGUGCACCACCGCUCCCCCUCCACCCACCACAUGCCCCCCUGGGUGCGCAGCGUCUUCCUGGUGCGGCUUCCCGCCUUCCUGCUCAUGCGGCGCCCGGGCAACUCCAGCGGCCGCCAGAGGCUCCGCCGCAAGUACGCCCACAAGUUCCCCCUGGAGGGGGGCCGGGACCCCCCCACGGAGCUCCGGCUGGGCCUGGGGUUCGGGGGGGCCGGAGACGGCGACGCCUGCUUCGCCAACGAGGAGGCGGCGCGGCGGUACGGCUGGAGGGCGGGCGGGGUCCCGGCCGUGGGGGGCGGGGCCGGGGCGGGGGAGGGCGGGGCCGAGGGCGGGGCGGCGACGAGGUGGGACGCGUACCUGGAGGAGGCGGUGGACGGCGUGAAGUUCAUCGCCCGGCACAUGAAGACGGAGGAUGAAGACGAAGGGAUCAUCGAGGACUGGAAGUACGUCGCCAUGGUGAUCGACCGGCUGUUCCUGUGGAUCUUCAUCCUGGUGUGUGUGGUCGGAACGCUGGGGCUGUUCGUUCAGCCACUGUUCCAGAGCUACAACACGCCCAGCGCCGGGGACCAAGAGGUUGGGGAUUUCUGAAAGCCCCUGGGAAACGGAAAGGUAACCCUGUAGCAGCCGAUCUGUUGCUGGUGUACAAACUUUGGAGAGGCUCGUGCCGAAGCAGCACGACGCCUGGAGCGGACUCGUCAUAUCUCCGCUGUGCCAUAAACUAUACGAGGCAUUAAAGUCACUAUUCUCAUUACUGCUACACAUCACCCCUGGACUGGCCAUUACCUCAAACUCUUCACUAUCAGGACAUCAGAGUGACAGUUCACUCCCUUUGUCCCAAACUGUCCCCUUAGAUGUUAAUAUUUACCAUCUGGCUUCACAUUGUUGUGUUUGUUUGAGAUAUUCUUCAAAAUGUUCCUUUCCCGGUCUCUUUGUGUCGGUUGGCCCAUCUGUCUUGCCUUCUUCUUGAGUCUGAUUAGAUUGUUGUGUAUAUUUAUCUCUCUGUUUGUCGCUCCGUUUUAGGGCGUGUUGACCCAAGAAGUGAUGAUAGUUGUAUGAUGUUGUUUUGUAUAUUCCUUAACCAGGGUUAUUCGUUUUAAUAUAUGCAUGUUUCCUGAGUAUACACUUCUGGGAACAGAACAACUCCAUAAAAUAAUAUAUUAAGGUUUACUUUAAUAUCAAUUGAUAUAGCUGAUUUCCUAACUACUUUUAAUGAUGUUUGUUAUGGUCCAACAUGUUUCUAUCUUGAUUAACUGCCUUAAAUACAAUAAACGUUGAAAAAUUCUGGAAACGCAUUGCAGCUCUGUCUGGCCUAAUAAAAGAAAUGCACACUUA
Gadus macrocephalus (Pacific cod) is the source of this 3262-nucleotide messenger RNA. Its product is annotated as neuronal acetylcholine receptor subunit beta-2-like. Bases 986 to 2518 code for a protein of 510 amino acids. Lineage: Eukaryota; Metazoa; Chordata; Actinopteri; Gadiformes; Gadidae. Gene Ontology annotation, biological process: signal transduction; chemical synaptic transmission; nervous system process. Gene Ontology annotation, cellular component: synapse; neuron projection; postsynaptic membrane. The record is from RefSeq and is a predicted model, not a curated record. Gene Ontology annotation, molecular function: transmembrane signaling receptor activity; acetylcholine-gated monoatomic cation-selective channel activity. The transcript has 8 exons.